GUUGCUUUGCCGUGUUAAUUGCACGAGGAUCAAUUAUUCUCUUCGGGUUUACCAGGGUUUCCUUACCAUGUUCCCAAGCCCGAUGACUUCAACUCCCUUUUCUGUGAAGGAUAUAUUAAACCUGGAGCAAAACCAAAGUGAAAUGACUUCACUGGAAGUAUCAUCCAGGCUAGACUCUGCCUUGUCACCUUCUUCCUGCCUGCUGGCGACAUUUAAACAGGAGCCGUACACAGAGAUCCCGUCGGCAGCCUCUCUGUUCAAUGAAGAUUUCGCUCAGACCAAAGACACCAAAAACACUUGUCUGAACUACGCCGAUGCCUUUUAUGGCAAAAAUUUAUUGGAAAUGAAUGUCAACAAAGAGGCAAAAUUGGAUACAUUUGAGGGAAACAAGAAAAAAGCACACAAAGACACCGAGGACGAGGAGAAGACAGAAGAAACUGAUCGCCCAAGACAAAGGAAAAGGAGAAAACCUCGAGUGCUCUUCUCGCAGGCCCAAGUGUAUGAGCUGGAGAGAAGGUUCAAACAGCAGAAAUAUCUUUCUGCCCCCGAGAGGGAUCACCUGGCCAGCGUCCUCAAACUCACCGCCACUCAAGUCAAAAUCUGGUUCCAGAACAGAAGAUACAAAUGCAAAAGACAACGGCAGGAUCAAACGCUGGAAAUGGUUGGGAUCCCGCCCCCGAGGCGCAUCGCGGUGCCCUUGCUGGUCAGAGAUGGCAAACCGUGCAUAGCAGACACAGCUUACAGUACUUCGUAUAACGUUGGCAUCAACCAUUACACUUAUAAUGCCUACCCUACAUUCACCAACUACACCAACCCAACCUGCAACACAAACUAUGCAUGUAACUAUCCAGCCACAGCGAUGCAAACCAUGCAAUCGUCACCAGCCAGCAAUAACUACAUGAACUUUGGUGUUGGCGACCUCAAUAAUGUACCGUCUCAAUUCCAGUCUGGCAAUGGAGUUUCUACAUUACAUGGUAUCAGAGCUUGGUAGCUUUUUUUUUUUUUUUUUUUUUUUUUUAGGAUAAUGGCAUUAGUUGUGUUAAAGGAGUUUGUUUAAUUCAUAAGUUUUCAUGAUAGAAAGUACAACAAUUAGAGAAAGUCGGUGUUAUAAUUCAGAUAUUUAAAAGACUAUUCUGAUGUGUAACUGGUAGCCUACAUUUUGCACUGUGAAAUGCAUUUGAAACAAUGUAUAUCCAUAUGUAUUACUGCCCUAGAAUGUACAGAUACUGUGUUUGAUUAUUUCUGUUGGGAUUGGUUGAUGAAUUGUAUGGUUUGCUUUCAGCAAAUUGUUUUUUGAAAGCUGACAGAAUAACGUGGGGUGCACUAUUAGCUCAGAGGUUGUCUAUUUUACUGUUCUGAUCCAUAUGGGUUAUUUCACUGACCGAUUAAAAACAUUACCUAAAAAUGUAUUGUAAGAAAAGCAAACACAAUUGUAAAUAAAGCGUGUGCUUGGAUUUCUUGGCUGUUUCGUUAUGUUUUUAAUUCAUAUUGAUAGAAAUGUGGUGCAAUCACAUUAUUAUUAUUAUUAUUAUUAUUAUUAUUAUUAUUAUUAUUAGUAGUAGUAGUAGUAGUAGUAGUAGUAGUAGUAGUAGUAAUUUACAAAUAUUUAAUUAUGAAACAAUAUUAAGUACCGUAGGGCAUCUGUAUGUUGCUUUUUUGCGUCAAAAGCAUGCAUUAAAAUACACUAAUUGAUGUAGCUUAUUUUCAAGUAGGUUUAACACUUCUUAAAACAUUGGAAUUUUGAAUGUAAUGCUGUUAAAUAAAUAUAUAAGUAAAUAUAAGUUUUGUUGAAUUUAUUUUUUAACCAUUUUUGGUAUA
Messenger RNA from Polyodon spathula (Mississippi paddlefish), 1818 nucleotides. Its product is annotated as homeobox protein Nkx-2.5-like. Gene Ontology annotation, biological process: regulation of transcription by RNA polymerase II; cell differentiation. Lineage: Eukaryota; Metazoa; Chordata; Actinopteri; Acipenseriformes; Polyodontidae. Gene Ontology annotation, cellular component: nucleus. Bases 68 to 991 code for a protein of 307 amino acids. The transcript is spliced from 2 exons. The record is from RefSeq and is a predicted model, not a curated record. Gene Ontology annotation, molecular function: DNA-binding transcription factor activity, RNA polymerase II-specific; RNA polymerase II cis-regulatory region sequence-specific DNA binding.